Messenger RNA from Staurois parvus, 243 nucleotides. Lineage: Eukaryota; Metazoa; Chordata; Amphibia; Anura; Ranidae. The record is from the annotation of a GenBank genome assembly.
UCAUUGGUGUCAGUGGGAGGAAUAGUGCCCCAUCAUUGGUGUCACUGUGAUGGAGUACUAUUCCUCCCACUGACACUGAUGGGACACUGUUCCUCACACACUGAUACUAAUGAUGAGGCACCAUCAUUGGUGUCAGUGGGAGGAAUAGUGUCCCAUCAUUGGUGUCAGUGGGAGGAAUAGUGCCCCAUCAUUGGUGUCAGUGGGAGGAAUCGUGCCCCAUCAUUGGUGUCAGUGGGAGGAAUA